Pseudophryne corroboree (corroboree frog) is the source of this 2746-nucleotide messenger RNA. RefSeq names its product E3 ubiquitin/ISG15 ligase TRIM25-like. The record is from RefSeq and is a predicted model, not a curated record. The coding region runs from base 65 to 1849 and encodes 594 amino acids. Lineage: Eukaryota; Metazoa; Chordata; Amphibia; Anura; Myobatrachidae. The transcript has a single exon. Gene Ontology annotation, molecular function: zinc ion binding; protein binding.
CCACCCUCUGUGGUUCCUGAUUCUCAGAUACUUUCAGUUUCACUUCUCUCUUCUGCUGCCAGCGAUGGCGUCUGCUGAUCUGAGAAAGGAGCUGGACUGUUCCAUCUGCCUGAGCAUUUUUACAGACCCUGUAACUCUGAGAUGUGGACACAACUUCUGCCGGGUCUGUAUUGAUCGUGUGCUGGAUACACAGGAGGGGACUGGAGUUUAUUCCUGUCCUGACUGCAGAGCAGAGUGUAAGGAGCGUCCUGCACUGAUACAGAACGUAACGCUGUGUAACAUAGUGGGGAAUUUCCUGUCUAUUGAGCCAGAUCAGGAGGAGACUGGGAUCUUCUGCACUUACUGUGUGGACUCUCCUGUACCUGCUGCUAAAUCCUGUCUGCACUGUGAGGCUUCUCUGUGUGAUAAACACCUGAGAGUACACAGCAAGUCAGCAGAGCACGUCUUAUGUGAUCCCACCACUGCCCUGGGGUACAGGAAAUGCUCUGUCCAUAAGAAGGUCCUGGAGUAUUACUGCACUGAGGACGCUGCCUGUGUCUGUGUGUCCUGCAGUCUGGCUGGAGAACACCGGGGACACCAGGUGGAGUUGCUGGAUGUGGCCUUGGAGAAGAAGAGGAAGAAACUGAGAAAUGUUCUGCAGAAACUGACAAUAAAGAGAGAGGAGGCAGAGAAAAGAGUCCAGAGCCUGGUGGAGAGCAGGAUAAGUGAUCAGGAAAAAGCAGCUGGUGUAACAGAGACAGUCACUGCCCUGUUUAGAGACAUCAGGAGACAGCUGAAUGACCUGGAGAAGAGAGUCCUGAGUGAGAUCUCCAGGCAGGUACAGUGCGCUUCACUCCCAGUCUCUGAUCUGAUCCAGCAGCUGGAAAUAGAGAAGGACGAGCUGUCCAGGAAGAUGCAUCACAUUGAGGAGCUGAGUAAUGUGCCUGAUCCAGUGACUGUCUUACAGGAACCAGACACAGGAGACUGGUGUGAUGCUGAGGACAGAGAGAGACAUGAUAAUCAGAUCCAUGGUGAAGGAGAUCUGGAUGUGGGAUAUGUCUCAGAGACAUUACACACAUUAUAUGAUAUAAUAAUCGGUAUAAAGAAAGGGAUCUAUGUGCAGGAAUCUACUGACAGAGUGCAGGAGGUAAACCUAACUGGUAAUAUAGAAUCUGAUGUAAUCACAGGUGUAAAGAAAGGAAACAAUGUCCCAGUGGCUACAGAUAUAGCUCUGGGUGUAAACACACAAUCUGACAUAAUAACAGGUUUAAAAAUAGGGCUCUAUGAGAAGGAACCUACAUCUAUAAUACUGGAUGUAAACACAGCUGGUAAUCAUAUAUAUUUUCCAAAUUAUAUAUCUAUUAAUUCUAAGCAACAAUAUAAGGAAGAUGAUAGUUGUACAAGUUGGUCAGAUCAAAGCCAGAAUCGUCCAGAAACACCGGAGAGAUUUCAGCAUUAUAACCAGGUGUUAAGCACCAGCAGCUUUUCCUCAGGGCGACAUUACCUGGAUAUGACUGUGAGUGAAUCAGGGUGGUGGAGUGUAGGGAUGAGCUAUCCCAGUAUAGACAGGAGAGGAGAGCAGUCACACAUUGGGUGUAAUGACAAGUCCUGGGCUUUGUGUAAGUGGUUGUGCGACCAGUAUUCACUGAUACAUGAUGGGAAACAGAUCCGGUUACCCGGCAAUAUUUCCUGUAAUAAUGUGGGGAUAUAUCUGGACUAUGAGGCUGGACAGAUGUCCUUUUAUUCUCUGGUUCCGAAGAGACGCCUACACACCUUCUCUGCCACCUUCACUGAGCCCCUUCAUGUUGCAUUAUGUAUAGGGAGAGGUUGUACAUAUAUAUUUGGGAUGGUCAGAAGCUGUGACAAAUGAUCAUAAGAAACAAAUCCUGAAAGUGGUGACAUCAGAGGGAGGCACAUCUGAUUGGUCGAUUAUGUAGCCAUUAGAAUGAAGCAGUGGGUGGAGCUACAGCGGAGCGCCUCUCAUGUAGUGUAACCAGAUGUCCCGUGUGCCUGGAUGUGAUCUCCUGCUGGUGUGUUACAUACUAUCAAUAUACAUUUAUGUGAGAUUUCUUAGUUUUUCUCUGUUCUGAUAGCUGUGAUUGGCUGCAGUAACUGUCUAUCAGCCGGUGUGUUUCCUAUUACUGCAGUCAGUGCUACACGCCGGCACACAGUGGCUGUGAUGUCUUCAUUGGGUGAAUGGGAUGUUAUCUUUUAAGGAGAAGAUAUACCUUUUAGAGCGAUAAAGUGGAGAGGAUGCCAAUAGCAACCAAUCAGAUUAUGUUUUUUUGUUAUCGCAUGUGCUGGAUAAAUGAUAGCUGGAAGCAGAUUGGUUGCUAUGGGCAACUUUUCCACUUUUUCUCUCUCAAAGGUUUGAUACAUCCCCCUAAAGCUUCUAUAAAUUUCAGUCCAAGAAUAUUUUUCUUUAAUCAAAUUAGAUGGAUAGGACUAGACCUCCCAGCGUGCCCCAUUCCUUAAAUUCAUAUUUGUCAUAAUCACAAAGCAUAAUUAAUAUCUCUAUCGUAAAAGUGCUUGUAAUACAGGAGGAGGUGCAUAGAAUAUGACCAAGUCGCUAUAAUACACCUUUUAUAAUCAUUUCUUCAGCCUUGUUACUGGCUAUCUUGACUUUGAGAUAAUCCUCAUGUUUUGUUAAAUUUUAUCAUUUUUAUCCCAAUUUUUCUACCUACAAAGCCGGGAGCCAUAUCUGGGAUUCUUGUAAUCUGAUUGUCAUAUUUGAAGAUUAACAAAAUAAAAACAUCCUUUACCGGUG